Ricinus communis (castor bean) is the source of this 1526-nucleotide messenger RNA. Its product is annotated as AT-hook motif nuclear-localized protein 16. The record is from RefSeq and is a predicted model, not a curated record. Bases 236 to 1075 code for a protein of 279 amino acids. Lineage: Eukaryota; Viridiplantae; Streptophyta; Magnoliopsida; Malpighiales; Euphorbiaceae. Gene Ontology annotation, molecular function: DNA-binding transcription factor activity; minor groove of adenine-thymine-rich DNA binding. The transcript has a single exon. Gene Ontology annotation, cellular component: nucleus. Gene Ontology annotation, biological process: vegetative to reproductive phase transition of meristem.
AUAAGAGAAAAUGGAUAGCUGCUGGGGAGGGCAUUUGACAUGAGGGACAUGUCAGUUGGGAGGUAGGCAGUGGGAAUGAUGGAUAAACAACUUUCAUUCACAAGGUUGGUGCCACUUAACUUUCUCCUAAUUCUGAUCAUUCUUUUGGCUUCUUGCAAUAUAAUUAUUAGCAGAUGAGUUGCUAUUUAAACUCAGGUUGCUGAAUGGGAUUCCUGUGAAUUUAGUCCAUUGAUGAAUGGCUGGAGGUGCAGACUUAGCAGUCCCACCUAUUGGAUCCAAAAAUAUAAUGGAAUCAAACCAAGAACCAAACAGGGGCAACUACCGCCGGCCUGGAAUUGAAGCAAUCCUAAUGUCUCCUAAGUUACCCAAGUCAGUGCCGCCGGUUUCUUCUGCCGUAGAGGGGGAGACCAUCAGGCGGCCUCGUGGCAGGCCGGCAGGCUCAAAAAAUAAGCCAAAACCACCCAUAAUUGUGACCCGAGAUAGUGCUAAUGCACUCAGAGCUCAUGCAAUGGAGGUAAGUUCAGGGUGCGAUGUGAGUGAGAGCUUAGCCAACUUUGCCAGGAGGAGGCAGCGUGGAAUAUGUGUACUUAGUGGGAGCGGCUGUGUAACCAAUGUGACCCUAAGACAACCAGCUUCAUCCGGGGCCAUUGUCACCCUUCAUGGCCGGUUUGAGAUACUCUCGUUGCUAGGAUCAAUAUUGCCUCCACCUGCUCCACCGGGGAUUACAGGGCUAACCAUUUACUUGGCGGGGGCUCAAGGACAGGUCGUGGGCGGGGGAGUGGUUGGCGCUCUCAUUGCAUCAGGCCCAGUUGUGAUCAUGGCUGCAUCUUUCAUGAAUGCUACUUUCGAUCGCCUGCCGUUAGAUGAAGAUGAAAUUGCAGCAGCAGCAGCAGCAGUGCAGAGUCAGCAUUACCAAAACAGUAAACUCCAUCACCAUCACCAUCACCACCUGGAUAUUUCAGAUCUCUUUGGAGUGCCACAAAACUUGCUUACCAACGGUACACUGCGCCAAGAAAUUUACUCUUGGGCACCGGGACGAUCCAUCACGCAAAUGAACCACGACGAGUGCAGCUGAGUCGUCGCGACAAGAGUCGAGUUCGGUUGUGUUGCAACUCGUAGACAUAGAUUCAAAUAAAGAUUCUGUUUAUUUUUUUUUUUUUGGAAUUAAAAAGAAAAAGUGGAGGAAAAGGAAAAGAUUAGGUUUGAUUGAAAUAUAAAGAAGAUACCAUAAAUUGGACAGAAAUGAAUUCAAUUAAACGAAAAUCACCUGAAAAAACUCGAGCGAUCAACAGAAAGUAACUCACAAGAGAUCCCAUAAAAAUGCUCUUAUGGCGGGCGCAACCGCACAGUAUCAAGGAGAGAGAGAGAGAGUGGACAUUGUUUGAGGAGUGAAGGGGGCAACAGGGGGAUGUUAUGUUAGUGUCUGCAGUUUCUUCUUUCUGCAAGAGAAUGAGCGCCGUAAUGUCGACACCUUUUGUAUAUCUCCUUUUUUUCUUUUCUUUUUUCUUUUCAAAAUAUUUAUUAUA